Messenger RNA from Cyprinodon variegatus (sheepshead minnow), 2564 nucleotides. RefSeq names its product glucose-6-phosphate 1-dehydrogenase. The coding region runs from base 243 to 1784 and encodes 513 amino acids. The record is from RefSeq and is a predicted model, not a curated record. Lineage: Eukaryota; Metazoa; Chordata; Actinopteri; Cyprinodontiformes; Cyprinodontidae. Gene Ontology annotation, cellular component: cytosol. The transcript has 14 exons. Gene Ontology annotation, molecular function: glucose-6-phosphate dehydrogenase activity; NADP binding. Gene Ontology annotation, biological process: glucose metabolic process; pentose-phosphate shunt, oxidative branch.
UAAAAUCUCUCAGUUUUGCCUGGUCACCUCAACAGGGAAGUAGGCAGCAGUUACAAAAACACAUCUCCAGGCUUGGCUUUCGUCGCGACGAUUUUGCAGGAAGCCUGCGUCGCUGUCAGGAUUUAACAGCCAGGUUAUCAUCUUCUUAACAAACCUCUCACCAAGGUCUCCACAAAGUCAGAACAGGUCAACAAGAACUGUCUACAGACUCAAGAAAAAAGAGGACAACAACAGAUGAGAAAAUGAGCCUUCCCCUCUCCCGUUCAGAGGUGUUUGGGGAGCUGCGCCAAGAGCUCUAUGACGAUGAAGAGUUCCAUCAGUCUGAUGUACACAUCUUCAUCAUCAUGGGGGCGUCUGGGGAUCUGGCAAAGAAGAAGAUCUACCCAACUUUGUGGUGGUUGUUUAAAGACGGCCUCCUCCCUGAGCAGACAUAUUUUGUUGGCUUUGCUCGCUCCGAACUCACAGUUGAUUCCAUCCGGACUGCCUGCAUGCAGUACAUGAAGGUGGCAGAGACAGAAACAGAGCGGCUGUCAGCCUUCUUUGCCAGAAACACUUAUAUCAGCGGGAAAUAUGCAGAUGAGGCCUCCUUCUCCAAGCUUAAUGCACACAUGCAGUCUCUGCCGGGGGGAACCGAGGCAAACCGCCUCUUUUACCUGGCCCUGCCGCCGACAGUCUACCACGAUGUCACCAAGAACAUCAAGCAUCACUGCAUGAGCACAAAGGGCUGGAACAGAGUGAUUGUUGAGAAGCCAUUUGGACGUGAUCUGCAGAGCUCUGAGGAGCUGUCCACACACCUCUCUUCCCUUUUCACAGAGGACCAGAUCUAUCGUAUUGAUCACUAUCUGGGCAAAGAAAUGGUGCAGAACCUCAUGGUGCUCAGGUUUGGGAACCGAAUCUUUGGGCCCAUCUGGAACAGAGACAGCGUUGCCUGUGUCGUGCUCACCUUUAAAGAACCCUUUGGCACACAAGGACGAGGAGGUUACUUUGAUGAUUUUGGCAUCAUUAGAGAUGUCAUGCAGAACCACCUGCUCCAGAUGCUGUGCUUGGUUGCCAUGGAGAAACCAGCUUCCACCAGCUCUGAUGAUGUCAGGGAUGAAAAGGUGAAGGUGCUGAAGUGUAUUUCUCCAGUGCCCAUGUCAGAUGUGGUGCUUGGUCAGUAUGUGGGGAACCCUGAUGGUGAAGGAGAUGCUAAACUAAGUUAUCUCGAUGAUCCCACUGUACCAAAAGGAUCCACUCAGGCCACCUUUGCCACGGCUGUGCUCUAUGUACAGAACGAACGCUGGGAUGGCGUUCCUUUCGUCCUGCGCUGUGGUAAAGCUCUGAAUGAGAGGAAAGCCGAGGUGCGGCUGCAGUUCACGGACGUCCCAGGAGAUAUCUUUGAAACCAAGUGUCAGAGGAAUGAGCUGGUGGUGCGGGUGCAACCAAACGAGGCCAUCUACGCCAAGAUGAUGAGCAAGAAACCUGGUGUUUACUUUAGCCCUGAAGAAACCGAGCUGGACCUUACUUACAAAAGCAGAUACAAGGAUGUGAAACUCCCAGAUGCUUAUGAACGACUCAUCCUGGAUGUGUUCUGUGGGAGUCAAAUGCACUUUGUACGCAGUGAUGAACUGAGAGAAGCAUGGAGGAUCUUCACCCCUCUUCUUCAUCAGAUAGAUAAAGAAAAGCCAAAGCCUAUACCAUAUAAAUAUGGAAGUCGGGGCCCUUCAGAAGCAGAUGACCUAGUUCAGAAAGUUGGAUUUCGCUAUGAAGGCACUUACAAAUGGGUCAACCCUCACAAACUUUGAAUAGUAAUGAGAUGUGGGCUUAGGGGGGAGUAGAGGUAAAGUAGUAGGAGGGGUGCAGCAGAAAAAAGCCAGCGAUCAGACAUCUGAGGAAUACGAGCGAGAAACAAAUUCGAAACCAUUUCUCAGGUAUUAUUAUCCUUCUUUGGAACAUUAACAAUUAUUUGGAUGAGGAUUACGAGUUAAUGCCACAGCUGUGGUUGAUGCUUUUUUAUACACACUGCAAAAUCUAAAGUAUUACUUUAUGGAGAACAAAGAAAUGAAAGCUGAAUACGUUGCAUUCCUGUUUGUGAGGAUUUUUGACUGAAUAGUAAAAGAGAGAAACGCACAGCAGGAUGAUGAGCGGGUUUAAAAACGGGAUCAUAACAGGAGACAGAACAACAUGUACACCAGCUGUCAGUCCUUCACUCUUUAUAAUACUUUAUAUAAAAGUCUUAUUAUGCUUGCACUGCAUUGAUAGAAAGACAUAGGAUUAUUUUUUAGCUUUUUUUGCUUUUGCUGUCUGGGACCAAGGAUAUUGAAGGUGUGGAGGAUCAAUACGAAGUUAGCAGAAGGCUUAACUUUUGUCCCGAAUACAAGCUGGGCUUCCACUAGCCUAAUUCCAAGCUUUAUUCCAAUUUGUGUUUACAUUUUUGUUUUUUAUAAUGUAUUCAUUCCAUAUUUCAACAUAUCCAGGAAGCAGGUAUGCUGGCUUCCAAUCAGCUGAAUGUUAUUCUGAAUGCCGCUGCUUGCUUAAUGUUAAAGUAGCUACACCUCCAUUAAAAUAAACUAGUUUUGCUUCUA